AUGAAUCCGCCUAAGCUUCUUGGAUCGAAGGUUGGUGAGGACCCACAGAACUUCAUUGACAAGGUUAAGAAAAUUCUUGGAGUAAUGCAAGUGACUCAAACAGAGAGUGUUGAGUUGGAAUCCUACCAACUUAAGGAUGUGGGUCAUAUUUGUUGUACUCAGUGGAAAGAUAAUAGGGGUGCAGAUGCAGCUCCUGUGACUUGGGAUUGUUUUACUGGAGCUUUCCUAGACAGUUUCUUCCCAAGGGAAUUGAUAAAAGCUAAGGCAAAAGAGUUUAUGAACUUAAAGCAGGGGUCAAUGUCGGUCCAAGAGUAUGGGCUGAAAUUUACUCAGCUCUCUAGGUUUCGACAAGAUCAUAAAGGUAGGGCAUCAGGCUCUAGGUCUCAAUGGAGUGCUUUAGGUAAGAGUACUUACCCAACAUGUCCAAAGUGUGGUAAGAACCACCUGGGCGAGUGUCUUGCAGGAAAGGAAGGGUGCUUUGGGUAUGAUCAGUCGGUCCAUAGGUUGAAGGAUUUCCCUUCUUCUAGGCAGGGGAAAGGAGGUAACAACAAUAGGUGGGGUCAGCGCCAGAAUAGGUUGUAUGCUCUUCAGGCUAGCCAGGACUAG
Messenger RNA from Solanum verrucosum, 606 nucleotides. RefSeq lists its product as uncharacterized. NCBI's taxonomy places the organism in Eukaryota, Viridiplantae, Streptophyta, Magnoliopsida, Solanales, Solanaceae. The record is from RefSeq and is a predicted model, not a curated record. The transcript has 2 exons. The coding region runs from base 1 to 606 and encodes 201 amino acids.